Molecule: messenger RNA, 4086 nt
Organism: Penicillium macrosclerotiorum
Lineage: Eukaryota; Fungi; Ascomycota; Eurotiomycetes; Eurotiales; Aspergillaceae
Product: Molybdenum cofactor synthesis C-terminal
Exons: 8
Coding region: 1-4086 (1361 amino acids)
Biological process (GO): Mo-molybdopterin cofactor biosynthetic process
Molecular function (GO): 4 iron, 4 sulfur cluster binding; metal ion binding; ATP binding
Source: RefSeq, a predicted model, not a curated record
AUGACAGCGGCUCCAACAAUUCUGGCAACCUGCAAGCAGACCCGCUUCCAUCUACUGGACGAGAACCCGUCCUCUGAGGUGGACGUAGAGGGUCUCGGAAUCGUCGUCACCUCGUCCGUCCCCGAACCAACCGAAGAUACCUCCAAACCAAAGGGCAAGGCCAAAGCCAGAGCGAAAGCACCCGGCAAAGAGCUGAUUUCUGACGGCCAUCUCCGCCUGAAGGGAGGGGUGCAUUAUGGACUCCUUGGCCGCAAUGGAACCGGCAAGUCCACGUUGCUGCGAGCAAUGGCGGAGAAGCUCAUCCCCGGCAUUCCUCAUGUUACGCGCAUCGCUAUCCUCCAGCAGACCGAGACGGACGAUGAAUCGGGGGGCUAUGGGAGUCUCAAACUGGACCAAUCCGUGCUGCAGUCCGUGCUGAGCAGUGAUGAAGCCAGGAAUGAGGCGUCUCGCACCGCAGACUACUUGUCAAAGAGCUUUGAAACCGAGGACCCGAUGGCUCCGGUCAAGGCCAUUCGCAAGAUUCAACAUCAGCAGGCAGAGAAGAUGCUCUUCCUGGCCGAGAAAAACGCCAGCUUGAAGAGCGGCGCUAGGGGUCUACAGGCGAGGAAGGACCUGAAAGCGGCUGAGGCCAAACUAGUGUCGUCAAAGGAGCGGCUUUACCAAGAGGCAGAGUCAAUCGAUGCCGAAGCAGUCCAGGUGGACACACAGGCUGCCGUUGAGGUAUUGCAGACUGCACAAUCCCAGCUCGAAGAUAUGAACCUCGCAGACAUGGAGAAAGAAGCCCGUCGAAUUCUUCUCGGUCUAGGAUUCAAAGAAGAAAACCUAGACAAGAAAGUGUCCACACUCUCCGGCGGCUGGCGAAUGCGAUGCAUGCUGGCGGCCGUCCUCAUCCAGAACCCGGAUAUUAUGAUCCUCGACGAGCCAACCAACUUCCUAGACCUCCUGGGCGUCGUCUGGCUCGAGAACUACCUGCAACAACUACGAGAGAGCUCUGAAACAACAAUCCUCCUGGUAUCACACGACCGGGACUUUAUCAACGCUGUCUGCGAAGAGAUCGUGAUUAUCCGAGAUCAGAAAUUGACCUAUUUCAAGGGCAACCUGGCCGCCUACGAGCAAGACUUCGAAGAGCAGAAGCUGUACCUGGGCCGCAUGAAGGAAGCCCAGGAGCGGCAGAUCGCGCACAUGGAAGCGAGUAUCCGCGAGAACAUGAAAAUCGGCAAGAAGACCAAUGACGAGAAUAAGCUGCGGCAGGCGAAGUCUCGGCAGAAGAAGGUCGAUGACCGGAUGGGUCUCCAGGUCAGUGCGAACGGGGGUCGGUUCAAGUUAAAUCGGGAUCUGGUGGGCUUCCACCUUACCGCCCGUGCAGAGAUCGAGGUGCCACAGGAUGAGAGGGGAGCAACGAUGGCGCUGCCUGAUGCAACGGAGCUGCGGUUCCCGGGCCCGCUGGUCUCCCUGGAGGGGAUUACUUUCAGGUACAAGAAGAAUGAUCGUGUGGUCCUGGAUGAUGUGAACUUGGUGGUUCAUAUGGGCGACCGUGUGGGUAUCAUGGGUCUGAAUGGGUCUGGUAAGACCACGUUGAUCCGGGUUUUGAAUGGCCAGAUGCCCCCGUCUAGGGGCAAGGUCUCGACCCAUUCGCGGCUCAAGGUGGGCUAUUAUGGCCAGCAUUCUGUGGAGGAGCUACAGGAGCUUGGCCGAAGCGAUCCUGGCCUAACCGCGCUGGGUUUAGUGAUGGCUGAUACCGAAGGGACUCUGAGUGAAGGUGCUGUGAGAGGUCUUCUUUCAUCGAUGGGCUUGGCUGGCCGUGUUGCGUCGGAUGUUCCUGUCGCCAAGUUGUCGGGUGGACAACUGGUCCGUCUUGCCCUGGCCCGUAUUGCCUGGAGCGCACCCCAGCUGCUUGUGCUCGAUGAGAUCACUACACAUCUGGACUUUCACACGGUGACUGCGCUUGCCACAGCGCUCUCGUCAUUCAACGGGGCUAUUAUUCUGGUCUCGCACGACCGGUUCCUGAUCCGCUCCGUAGUCGAGGGCAAGCGAGAUUUGGAGCAUAAGCUAGACGAGGACUUUGAGGGCUUGGAAGAGGAAGAGACGGAGGAAUCUAAGACUCGCCGCCGCUCAGUCUACGUGCUCAAAUCCGCUCAAGUGACGCCCGUGCCUGGAAGAGCUGACCCCGCGGCGACUGGGAUCCGGCUGCCGCCUCAUAACUAUGAAUCUUCCUCCCGCAUCACCGCCCUCAAGGCUGCGAAGCCGUUUUCCGAGUUCUUGACCGAUUCAUUCAAUCGCCAACAUGACUACCUGCGGAUCAGCGUGACCGAGCGGUGUAAUCUGCGAUGUCUAUAUUGCAUGCCGGAGGAAGGGAUAGAGCUGUCACCCUCGGCCCGGCUGCUAACGUCUCCGGAAAUUGUCUAUCUGUCGUCAUUGUUUGUUUCCCAAGGCGUGACAAAGAUUCGUUUGACGGGUGGAGAGCCGACAGUGCGGAAGGAUAUUGUGCCCUUGAUGCAGGACAUUGGCAAGCUCCGGUCGAACGGAUUGCGCGAGCUAUGCUUGACCACCAACGGAAUAUCGCUUCAUCGAAAGCUGGACGCAAUGGUGGAAGCUGGGUUGACGGGUGUGAAUCUGAGCCUCGAUACGCUCGACCCGUUCCAGUUCCAGAUCAUGACGCGCCGGAAGGGCUUCGAGGCGGUGAUGAAGAGCAUCGACCGGAUUUUAGAAAUGAACCGAGUCGGUGCGGGCAUCAAGUUGAAGAUUAAUUGCGUGGUGAUGCGGGGCAUGAACGACCGCGAGAUCAUCCCGUUUGUAGAGAUGGGCCGCGAGAAGCCCAUCGAGGUGCGUUUCAUCGAGUAUAUGCCAUUUGAUGGGAACAAGUGGAACCAGGGCAAGAUGUUCUCGUACCAGGAGAUGCUCGAGGUGAUCCGAGCGAAAUACCCCACGCUGGAGAAGGUCGUCGACCACAAGAACGACACCAGCAAGACCUACCAAGUCCCCGGGUUUGCAGGCCGAGUAGGCUUCAUUACCAGCAUGACGCACAAUUUCUGUGGCACUUGCAACCGGUUGCGGAUCACAAGUGAUGGCAACCUGAAGGUGUGUCUGUUCGGCAAUGCCGAGGUCUCUUUACGAGAUAUUAUUCGGAAAGAGAACCACGGACAGCCGAUUGACGACGCCGCCGUUCAAGAGCUGGGGCUUAUGGAGACAGUUCAGGCCGCUGCUCAUCUGAGCGACGAAGGGGCCCUGGUGCCUGAACGUGAACGCGAGAUUUUGGACAUCAUCGGCAAGGCCGUGAAACGCAAGAAGGCCAAGCAUGCCGGGAUGGGCCAGCUGGAAAAUAUGAAGAACCGGCCUAUGAUUCUCAUCGAUAGUCCAUUGCGGCGACCCUCCGGGCCAUGGCGCCCUGCAUCUGCCCGCCCGUCAACAAUUCCCUCACAUCUUCUCCCUGCCUCAACCGGGUCUCUUCAGGCGCGAUUGUACCACACCCGCUCGGUCCAGGACCCCUCAACAUCCCCCAACCAGCGUGAUCGUCGGGCAUCCCCCUCGCUCCCUACGGCCUCCGACCCCGACCUUCCUCACCUCACCCCCUCUCAGACCGUGCACAUGACCCAGAUCACAUCCAAACCGGAGACCCAACGCCUGGCCACCGCGGCGUGUGAGGUCACCUUCUCCAAUGCGCGACCAUGGGAACUUCUGCGCCAGGGCCAGGGGACUCACAAAGGAGACGUCUUUAGUGUGGCCCGGAUUGCGGGGAUCAUGGCGGCUAAACGAACCCCGGAUCUGGUCCCGCUCUGUCAUCCUGGCAUCGGAAUCACGGGCGUGGAAGUGGACGUCGACCUCGUCGGACCCAGCGACACGCCCGACACGCCCGACACAGGCGAUCACGGGCGGAUGCAGAUUCGGGCGACGGUGAGCUGCGCGGGGCGGACGGGAGUGGAAAUGGAAGCGAUGACGGCCGUCAUGGGGGCAGCGUUGACGGUGUACGACAUGCUCAAAGCAGUGGACAAGGGGAUGGUCAUUGGCGGCGUGCGGCUUUUGGAGAAACAGGGCGGCAAAAGCGGGCACUGGCUUCGUGAGGAGGUGCUGGGCGUUUCAAGGGUAUGA